Messenger RNA from Amphibalanus amphitrite, 348 nucleotides. Its product is annotated as 39S ribosomal protein L55, mitochondrial-like. NCBI's taxonomy places the organism in Eukaryota, Metazoa, Arthropoda, Thecostraca, Balanomorpha, Balanidae. The transcript has 3 exons. Gene Ontology annotation, cellular component: mitochondrial large ribosomal subunit. The record is from RefSeq and is a predicted model, not a curated record. Gene Ontology annotation, molecular function: structural constituent of ribosome. Bases 1 to 348 code for a protein of 115 amino acids. Gene Ontology annotation, biological process: translation.
AUGCUGAUGCUGUCCGCAGCGGGCGCGCCCCUGCUGCGCUCGGCGUCAGUGCUGGUCACCGGCCAGCGUCUGCUCAACUGUAACCGUGCCGUGGUGUGUCGCGUACACCGGCUGCGCCACCCUCAGCUCUACCCAACGACGGUGGUACUGUCCGACGGGGCCACCAUCACCGCGCGCUACCACGAGCCGCGGAAAAUCAUCAAGCUGCCGCUCGACCUCAGCACGCUCUCUGAGGAGGAGCGACUGGUGCGACUCCAGAGACGGAAGCCCAAGCAGAAGGUGGUCAUUGAACAGGAGGUCGAGGACUCGUUCGACGUCAAAAAGUAUCAGAAGUUCUGGAAACGCUGA